GCAUUUCCAUGAAAGAAAAUAAUAAAUGAAGUAGAAAAUUUGUUUGUUCUUCGAAUUUUCUUGACAUUUUAUCGUAAAUGCUCAAUAUUUAGUGUGAGACAUCGAACUGUUUUUAUGAAUUCCCUUUGGAAAGUUGAUGUUCAUGGAGUCUUCUUUUUUAGUUUUAACGUAACUAAAAUUGGAAACGAGAAGAAGAUGUACAUCGAGAAUACUAAUGAUUGGUGAUUAAUUACCUUUGCCUCGUUUUUAAGACUGAUUGAACUAAACGCCAAUCUGAUAAUAAUCCGUCCUCGUCUAUUGAUUUUAGUCCGGAUUAUCUCUGACUUGACACUAGCUUAGAGAAGGCACGCGUUUCAAUAACGGAUUACUUUGCAUGAUGGUAUAAAGAGCUACCUGAUAAAAAAGGGGGCUAUAACAAAUCAGGAAAUAACACGGACCGGGAGCUCAUGUCUGAGGCGGAAUCACGGAAGUAAAAGAAAAAGAACAAAACACGCAAUGCAAGGAUUUGACUACGCACCACACAAUGACAUAAUAUCUGUGAAGAUAACGUCACCAACAUGCGAAGAUCUCGGGAUUCCUCGCGAGAAUGAAGACGUCAUCAUGCCUGCAAGACUGAUCAAAAACCCUUCGCUUCAUAUAGACGGACUGCGUUAUGAAGCUUUUGUAAAGAAUUCACCGCCUUCCGAUCCCUUUUCGCCCCUGUGCAUGAUCCCUCUGCCUUCUCCGUUUACAUUAGAUCACCUAGAACCAACGUUUAUCCGGAAGCGAAACGAACGCGAGCGUGAACGUGUACGGUGUGUGAACGAUGGCUACUCGAGACUGAAAGAGCAUCUCCCAUUAGAAAAUAAACAGAAGCGGAUUAGCAAAGUUGAAAUUCUUCGACGUGCCAUAGAAUAUAUAAGAUAUUUAAAUGCGGUUUUGGAAAAAGACGAUGAAAACAAAUCUGAAUUUUCGGCACUUGGACACAACACAGAUGAACUCACAGAUUCAGACGAGUCAGCCAAAAACUUAACAGGAAAUGAAAUUCCAAACGAUACCCUUGUCACGUGCUGUAACCAAACUUCACCGGAACCUGAAUUGGAGAGUUCUUAUUUUCCAUUUGAAUCUUUGUCGGACUCAGAUGAGGUGUACGGAAAUGGUAGCGACCUGGGAUACGAAUCUUUCUCUAGUGGAUGUGAAAUGGAAGACGAGAAUCUCGCGAUAAGAGACUUGGACUUCUCCUGCGAGAAUCAGAGAGGUCUCAAACGACCACUAGAGUGCGCCUCUGCCGUAAACUGCGCGUCUUCUAAACAACAGUGUAGUUUCGGACCGUGAUUUUGAUUCUUUGCAAUAUUUUUCCCCAGUCUUUUGAGUGUUGUUAAUAUGUGUUAAAAUCAAAAAUAAAAUGUUUAAAACUGAA
Molecule: messenger RNA, 1399 nt
Organism: Magallana angulata
Lineage: Eukaryota; Metazoa; Mollusca; Bivalvia; Ostreida; Ostreidae
Product: achaete-scute homolog 2-like
Exons: 2
Coding region: 496-1314 (272 amino acids)
Biological process (GO): regulation of transcription by RNA polymerase II; developmental process
Molecular function (GO): protein dimerization activity; RNA polymerase II transcription regulatory region sequence-specific DNA binding; DNA-binding transcription factor activity, RNA polymerase II-specific
Source: RefSeq, a predicted model, not a curated record